AAUUUAUUCUGCUGAAUGAAGCAAUGAAGUCCGAGAGGGAAUCGUCUUCAGCCUGUGAAGUAUACGCCGUUGGAGAUUGGGACAGGCUGAAGCUACUUAUGUGGAAGAAUUGGAUUCUUCAGUGGAACCAAAAAAUGCAAAUUGUAUUUGCCCUGUUGCUGCCAGUUUUAUUUCUAUGUCUCAUUCUAAUACUGCGCAUAAUAGUCCUGCCCGAAAAGAAGGACGAGAUCCGCUACCCAACCGUCUCUAUAUCGGACCUGAACCUUUACAUGAGGAAGGUGCCACUUGGCAACAGGAUAUUGCACGAGAAUGGAUCCCUUAAUAUACCCCGAAAUUUCCUCUGCUUUACUCCAAACAACCCCAUCAAUAGUGCCAUCGUGAGUGCCACUGCGAUAAGACUGCGACUUCUGGGCACUAGACCCUAUGACACCGCCUUGCACAUGGAACGGGAUAUGGUAUUGCACAACUUCUUGGCAGGAGUUCAGUUUGCAGAGCACGCAGUGCAAACCAAUGGUGCAGGAUAUCCACUUAAUCUCAACUACUCGCUGCGAUUUCCCAGUGAGCUGCGAACUAUGCAGGGACCCAUUAUAGACACCUGGCGUACGUCCCGUUUAUUUCUGUCCUACGACACAAGUGGAUCGCGCAAUAGAUUGGAAAACGAUGGCGGAGUUCCAGUCGGAUACAUUAGGGAGGGCUUUCUGCCCAUUCAGCAUGCACUAACCAUGUCCUGGCUGACCUUGGCAUCGGGCAUCAAGGACAACGACCUGCCAAGCAUACACCUUCGCCGCUUUCCCUACAGGGCCUAUACCUAUGAUCAGUUGCUGAGUGGCCUGCGGCAGCUGCUGCCCUUCGUAAUCCUGCUGAGUUUCAUCUAUCCCGCCUCGACUGUGACCAAGUAUGUGACCAGCGAAAAGGAGCUCCAGCUCAAGGAGAUAAUGAAAUUGAUCGGCGUUCACAACUGGCUGCACUGGGUGGCGUGGUUCGUCAAGAGUUAUGUAAUGCUCAUGCUGGUGGUGUUCCUCAUCAUGUUCCUGAUCAUGGUGAAGUUCCACGCCUCCGUAGCCGUACUUUCGUUUUCCAGCUGGGUUCCGGUGCUAUUAUUUCUGCACACCUAUGUGGUUGCGAGCGUGUGUCUGUGCUUUAUGCUAGCCGUUCUAUUUUCAAAGGCCAGCACAGCCUCGGCAGUGGCGGCCAUCAUCUGGUUCCUGACCUACAUACCUUAUUCAUUUGGCUUCUAUUAUUACGAACGACUCAGCCUCAUGGGUAAGCUGCUCAUUUCGCUGAUAUUUUCGAACUCGGCCCUGGGAUUUGGCAUCCACGUCAUUGUAAUGUGGGAAGGAACCGGAGAGGGAAUCACUUGGAGGAAUAUGUUCCACCCCGUCUCGGCGGAUGAUACUCUCACGCUGUUUUAUAUAAUCAUGACCAUGAGCUUGGGAUCAAUAGUGUCCUUAUCCAUUUGCCUGUAUGUGGAGCAGGUGUUCCCUGGGGAGUACGGUGUACCUCGUAGCUGGAACUUCAUGUGCCACAGAAAUUACUGGCGGAAAUACGUGCCGAGUUUGAAUAUAGUUCCCAGUGCCCAAAACAUCAAGCAUGGAGCCGCCGUACGUCAAGUGAGGAGCUGUCGAAGUGGAAGAGAGGUGGGCAUUCAUUUGUUUAACCUGCAAAAGACCUAUGGCAAACACAAAGCGGUCAAGGGUAUCAGCUUAAAGAUGUAUCGCAACGAAAUAACCGUGUUGCUCGGCCACAAUGGAGCUGGUAAGACCACAACGAUCAAUAUGAUAACUGGUAUAGUUAAGCCCACAAGCGGAACGGCCGUGGUAAACGGGUAUGAUAUACGAACCCAUUUGGCAAAAGCUCGUGAGUCCCUGGGAAUUUGCCCUCAGAAUAAUAUACUCUUCAAGGACAUGAGUGUGCGGGAUCACAUUAUAUUCUUUAGCAAGCUGAAAGGCAUUCGUGGGGCCACAGCGGUGGAGAACGAGGUGGGUAAGUAUGUGACCAUGCUGGGAUUGCAGGAUAAAUCAUAUGUGGCUGCCAAGAACCUAUCUGGUGGCAUGAAGCGUAAGCUGUCCCUUUGCUGUGCUCUAUGUGGAAAUGCCAAGGUGGUCCUAUGCGAUGAGCCCAGUUCUGGAAUUGAUGCAGCCGGACGCAGGAGUCUUUGGGAUCUGCUGCAAAGCGAAAAGGACGGACGCACCAUACUGCUGACCACUCAUUAUAUGGAUGAAGCCGAUGUCCUGGGCGAUCGCAUUUCCAUCCUAUCUGAUGGAAAGUUGCAGUGCCAGGGCACCUCCUUCUAUUUGAAGAAGAGAUUUGGCACCGGCUAUCUGCUGGUCUGUAUAAUGCAGAGUGGCUGUGAUGUAGCAGCCGUAACCCAGUUGAUAAGAAGGUACGUUCCCCACCUGUCGCCGGAGCGAGUGCUGGGAACUGAACUCACCUAUCGCCUGCCCACCGAGUACGCAAAGAAGUUUGCAGGAUUGCUGCAGGACUUGGAUGAGAAGUGUGCCCAACUACAGUUGGUGGGUUACGGCUUGAGUGGAGCCACUUUGGAAGAUGUGUUUAUGGCAGUCAGCACCGAUAAAAGGGUUCGAGGUGGAGCGGAAGUGCCGCCGGCUGACGGAAGCACGCGAUUCAAGGAGCUAGUUUUUGAUAGCAAAACGAGGGAAAAAAGACGUAUCUCACGUUGUCUUAUGUUUUGGCAGGCGCUCUUUCUGAAGAAGUUUUAUACCACCACCAGGAACUACUGGCUGCUGGGGAUUCAGCUGCUCCUGCCCAUAGUAGUCAUGUCCCUGACGAUACUCAACUCGCGAGGUGGCAGGAUUUACUACGAGCUACCAGCUAUGCCUAUAUCCAUCAAUCAGUAUAGCCUCGCCUAUGUUAUAUUGGAGGAUAAUACUACUGACCAGCCCUCGUCCUUAGCCGUGUUUUAUUCGAAGCACUUGGAGCACUACGGCGGUAGAUGCACGUUGAUGCAGACAAACGGUCUUAAGUUUGAGGACUACAUACUGAGCUAUGGCCGCAAUUAUAGCCGGCGAAUAGAUUUCCAUUUCUUGGCAGGACUCACCAUUGCAAAAGACAAUUUAACUGUGUGGCUGAAUAAUAAGCCCCUGCACACGGCUCCUUUGACGCUCAAUUUAUUGCACAACGCCCUGGCUAUCAAACUGCUCGGCCAGGAUGCCUCUACUUACGUAACCAAUGAGCCUUUGCCAUACAGCGAUGAUGCCAGGACUUUAAGACUGAACAAAGGCCAAGUGUUGGGCGCCGAGAUAGCUAUAAAUUUAUCCCUAACCAUGUGCUUCGUCACGGCCUUCUAUGCGAUACCCAUCAUAAGAGAACGAGAAACUCGGGCCAAGCUCUUGCAAUUUCUGAGCGGAGUUGAUGUGUGUGCCUACUGGACAAGUCACAUUGUCUGGGAUUACCUAAUAUUUGUGCUCUCAGCGCUUUCCGCCAUACUCACCAUUGCGGCGUUCAAGGAGAUUGGCUACAUAACACCGCUAGAUCUGAGUCGCUACUUCUAUAUGCUGCUGGUAUUCGGAUUUCCCGGCAUUAUGCUCAGCUACGCUGCAUCAGGAUGCUUCUCCGACGCUGCCACUGGCUUCACUCGCAUAUCCAUCAUAAACACCUUGGCCGGCACUGGGCUCUUUUUGAUGUUCAUGACCCUGAACUUUGAGGCCUUUCAGCUGAGGGCAGUGGCCGAACAACUAGCCUGGUACUUCCGACUAUCUCCGCACUACAGCUUGGCCAGCUCCACGCACAGCAUUCACAUUGGCUAUAAUAUUCGGCGUGGCUGCAGCAUGGGCGGCAUUAGAAAGUUACCCAAGGAUCUGCUCUGCCGGAACGUGCCCAUUUGCUGUAAUAUUCCCGACUACUUUGGCUGGCAGAAUCCUGGCGUGCUGCCAGAAAUCACAUACAUGAUAUUAGUUGGCGUAAUAUUAUUUUUGCUCCUAGUUGUGCACGACGGCAAGGUGUGCAAACUAAUUGGCGAACGAUUGGGAAAUUGUUUUUCGAGGAGAAGGCGUUUUGGCGGAGGAUCCUCUGUCGAGAACGAGAACGUAGUCGCGGAACGACUAGUAGUCCGGGAAAUGAUAAGCUCGGGACGAAAGGAUAUACCUCUUUUGGUCUAUAACAUAACCAAGCGCUAUAGAAGCAAACUGGCAGUAAAGGGCAUCUCGUUUCACGUGCCCCACGCCGAAUGCUUCGGUCUUCUGGGAAUCAAUGGAGCUGGUAAGACUUCCACCUUUAAGAUGCUGGCUGGGGAUGAAAAAAUAAGCUCAGGUGAAGCCUACGUGGAUGGCACAAACAUAUCCACGCAUAAGGUAUAUCGCAAAAUCGGCUAUUGUCCGCAGUUCGAUGCACUGUUUGAGGAUUUGACUGGCCGCGAAACCCUAAAUAUCUUUUGUCUGCUGCGAGGAGUGCAACGUCGACAUGUGAUGCCCAUAUGCUGGGGACUGGCCAUAUCUUUCGGAUUCGCCAAGCACAUGGAUAAGCAAACGAAGCAUUACAGUGGCGGAAACAAGCGAAAGCUGAGCACCGCCAUAUCGGUUCUGGGAAAUCCAUCCGUUCUGUAUCUGGAUGAGCCCACCAGUGGCAUGGAUCCCGCCGCAAGGCGACAACUAUGGGGUAUAAUAGGCCUGAUUCGUACUGCCGGGAAAUCUAUUGUUCUAACCUCGCACAGUAUGGAUGAGUGCGAGGCCCUGUGCAGCCGAUUGGCCAUAAUGGUCGAUGGUGAAUUCAAGUGCAUAGGGUCGGUGCAGAGCUUGAAGAAUCAGUACUCGAAGGGCCUGAUCCUUAAGGUCAAAGUCAAACACAAAAAGAAAACCUUUCAGCGAGUUGUGGAAGAUUCGUCUUCCUCAACUGACAAGCAAUCGAUUCAAGAAACGGAUUCAAAGUUUCUCCAAAGGGCUUCCGUGAAAGAAAGCUCUCUAACAGAUCGAAUUUUAAAGGUUAAUCGAUUUAUAUUAAAAGAGAUUCCUGACGCCGAACUCAAAGAGGAAUAUAAUGGCCUGAUAACUUACUAUAUACCACACUCAAACAUUUUGGCUAGAAUUUUCCAACUCUUCGAAACCAACUCGCAUAAACUGAACAUUGAAGACUAUCUAAUUAUGCAAACGCGGUUGGAGGAAAUCUUUUUGGAUUUCGCUGCAAAACGAGAUAGUUCAGAAAUCUUUACUAAACGCAUUUACUCCUGCUCGUGGCCUCCAGUCUCGUGAUGGAAUAAUUCAUCUUCAUAAAUAUGCGCUGCAUUCUCCACUCGGUUUUUGGGUAGGAUGUGGGUUCUCGGGCGCUUAAAAAGCAUUAAGUUGCGCAUCGG
Messenger RNA from Drosophila erecta, 5305 nucleotides. RefSeq names its product ATP-binding cassette sub-family A member 1. Gene Ontology annotation, biological process: lipid transport; transmembrane transport. Gene Ontology annotation, cellular component: membrane; intracellular membrane-bounded organelle. Gene Ontology annotation, molecular function: ATP hydrolysis activity; ATP binding; lipid carrier activity. Lineage: Eukaryota; Metazoa; Arthropoda; Insecta; Diptera; Drosophilidae. The record is from RefSeq and is a predicted model, not a curated record. The coding region runs from base 24 to 5204 and encodes 1726 amino acids. The transcript has 2 exons.